This is a messenger RNA of Opisthocomus hoazin, 1077 nucleotides long. RefSeq names its product RNA binding motif protein 43 (gene RBM43). Gene Ontology annotation, molecular function: nucleic acid binding. The record is from RefSeq and is a predicted model, not a curated record. NCBI's taxonomy places the organism in Eukaryota, Metazoa, Chordata, Aves, Opisthocomiformes, Opisthocomidae.
AUGGAAGUGCAAAGUCAGAGAAGGAUUUCUUUUCCGAAGGACACAGGACAAGCUGCGAAAUCGUCCAGGACGGUCGUCAUCGCUGGUGUUCCAGAUGGCCUGCUGCAGGACGACGUCAUGACUGACAUACUGAUCAUUCAUUUCCAAAUGUCGAAGAAUAACGGUGGAGAUGUGGAAGAAGUAAUGUAUCCGACAAGGAAAAAAGGAGUUGCGUAUGUAACUUUUGAAGAUGAAAAAGUUGUAGAGAGUGUUCUAAAGAAGGACGAACAUCUACUAGAAGACAAGCGGUUGUCCAGACGCUAUCCGCUGAAAGUAACCCGUUACUGUGAAAAUGUCUUCAGCUCUGUCACAUCUGUCCUCAAUAUGUCUGUUUUCAAAGAUCAGUUUGUUUUAGAAGACCUGAUACAAGAAAUUAAAAUGAAGAGUGCAGCGUUGAGCUUUGGUCCUUUGCAGUCCAAUGGGCAUAUUUCUGUUCAAGGGUCAUUUCCAGCAAUCAAAUUGCUAAGAGACUUUCUCUUGCUAAAAGCAAAAUCCCUUUCAGAGAAGGACAAAAGAGAAGAAGGUAAGUCCCAUCUGAGACCAAAGAGGAGGCUACAGCAGCACAGACUGAGCACGGAGGCGGGUAAUUUCGUUCAUGAUGCAGAUGGGGAAAAACAAGCGGUUGUUCUUGACACAGAUGUAUAUCACUACAUGAAGUACUUUUUUCCCAGGACAUUCCUAGUAAAUUAUGAUCUUGUAAUUUCUAACAUCACUGAGGGUGAUAUAACUACGGUAUAUAUUGAGAAUGCUGGAAGUAGGUCUGAUGCUGGACUGGUAUUAAAAGUCAGAGAGAAAAUUGAAAGUCGGUCUGUGAAACUCCACAACGCUUUACGUAAAGAAAGGAUCUGCUUUGAAAAGCACACCAGAGAUGAAAAGCGGAGAUACAAAUGGGCGUGUGAAAGUCUGAAACCUCGUUACCCCUAUGUUUUGAUCAUUCCUUAUGACACUCACAUUGAUGUUAUAGGAAAGUCUUCUGACAUUUUUGACUUUACAAAGGAAGUGAGCCGUAGGAUUCAGAGCCGGUUUCAAACCAGGUAG